Messenger RNA from Didymodactylos carnosus, 756 nucleotides. The record is from the annotation of a GenBank genome assembly. NCBI's taxonomy places the organism in Eukaryota, Metazoa, Rotifera, Eurotatoria, Philodinida, Philodinidae.
AUGACAGAUUUUGAUCUCAUUUAUUUUAGGGAUAAUGGUGGAGCAUCGGUUGGUGGUAAUGAUGGUCAAACAAACGGUGUCACAGCAAUUGGAGGAAUGGGUGGAAAUCCCAGUCAACAAAUAAGUACAACCGUAUCAAGUGGACGACCACAAACAAAUUUUAAAGCAAAACGUGGUUUUCCACGUAAUAAUAAUCGUUAUGAUCCAAUGGGACGAGGUGGUGGCGGUGGAAAUAUGAUGGGUACGAGUUGGGGAGGGCAACCACAACAGCAACAACAGAUGGGUGGUGGACCUUAUGGAAUGGAUCCAUUUCAGCAAGGUGCCUAUGGCAUGCAACAACAACAAUAUCCUGGCUAUGAUCCAUAUUAUGGACAAGCAGCUGCCUAUAAUCAAGCCGCUAUGUAUGGUGGACAAUAUGAUCAACAACAACAAUCUUUCAUGUACGGGCAACAACAACAACCACAAGGUUUAAUUCCUGGUGACGGUAUAAUACCACCUGAAUCCCCUAAAGGUGGCCAUGUAGUAUAUGUUUACGGUAUUGGACAACGAGCAACUCAACAAGAAUUAGUUCAAUUGUUCAGUCAGUUUGGCCGUGUUUUACGUGUUGAUAUUAUUAUUGAUUUUAAUACUGGACUAUGUAAAGGUUUUGCAUUUGUUGCUAUGGAACGUUAUCAAGAUGCACAAAUGGCAAUACAAAAUUUAAAUCGAGCCCCAUUUCAUGGUCGACCAUUACAAGUUCGAUUUAAAACAAAUUAA